AUGCCCGUCAGCGUACUACUCCUUGCCCGCCAGUACGAGUUCUUCCUUUUCUCUAAUUCUCAUCUGGUCACCAAAACUUUCCUCAUUGUCGCAUAUGCAUUCCUUAUUUCAAAACUCGUUCUUCCUUAUUUCACGUCUCCCCUCAGGCCUCUUCCCGCACCUCAAACAAGCCACUUCUUUCUCGGACAUUCCCAAGAAAUAGAGGGCCUGCCUCCAGGUCAAGUGUUUAGGAAAUGGAUUGAGCAAGUUCCGAAUCAAGGAGUAAUUCAUUACAAAGGCUACUUGCACCUCGGCAGCGCCAUUCACGUUACCACUCCGGAGGCUAUGAUGGACGUUGUGAGCACCCAUGCGUACCAUUAUGAGAAGCCCGGUAUGGCUCGUAAGCUUUUAUCCAUGAUUCUCGGCAACGGUCUGGUCAAUGUAGAAGGGGACGAGCACAAGAAACAGCGGAAGAACGUUACUCCAGCGUUUUCAGGACGUCACAUCAAAGACCUCGUUCCAAUUUUCUGGGCCAAAGGUCAUCAACUAGGCGAUGUAAUUUCGCGUGAGGCUCGCAAGGACGGCUCAUUGGAAGUAACAGCACCCAUAUCGAGAGCGACGCUUGAUAUCAUCGGGUCUGCAUGCAUCGGCAAAGAUUUUAAUACUCUCGAGAACUCUGACAAUGCACUUGCCAAGCAAUACUCUUCCCUGUUUGAUAUCAAGUCAAUUGAUAUGCUGCUAUACUAUCUGACUAAUGAGAUUCUCCCGUACUGGCUGGCUAAAUGGAUACCCCUCCGAGCAACUGUUACCAUAUCGCAAGCAGCCUCUAGGCUGCGAGAGAUUACGAGUGACCUGCUCACGGAGAAGCAGCAGGGAAUGAACGAUGGAAUAAGACAUCAAAAUGAUAUCAUCGCCAUCUUGACGCGCACAGGGAACUUUACCGACGACACUCUCACGGAUCAACUGCUCACGUUUCUUGCUGCAGGCCACGAAACAACCUCGUCAACUCUCUCGUGGGCCCUUUACAUCCUCGCGACCCACCCAGAUAUCCAAAUCCGCCUACGCAAUGAGCUCCAGCCGUUGCUCCACACCGAUAGCGUCAUGACCGCCGACAUUCUGGAUUCAUCCUCCUACCUCCAAGCAUUCUUAUCCGAGCUUCUCCGUCUAUACCCCGCCGCUCCGCUCACCACACGGGUCACCUUGCGCCCAACCACAAUCGCCAACAUUCCCAUCCCCACCGGCGUGCUCGUCAUCAUCCCCAUCUGGGCGCUCAACCGAGCGAGCUCGACAUGGGGCCCCGAUGCAGACCUUUUCCGACCGGAGAGAUGGAUGGAAGAUUCGGUGAAAGGCGGUGCACCGGCCCUCGCCUUCAACACCUUUCUCCAUGGACCGAGGAGCUGUAUCGGUCAGGGAUUUGCGAGGUAUGAGCUGAAAGCGCUGCUGGCAGCGCUCCUGGCUCGGUUCGAGUUCGAGCUUGCGCAAGGACAAGGGGAGCCGGUUCCGGAUGGCAUGUUUACGGUAAAACCGAGAGGCGGGCUACGGGUGAAGGUUCGCGAAUUGUAG
Pseudovirgaria hyperparasitica is the source of this 1542-nucleotide messenger RNA. Its product is annotated as cytochrome P450. The coding region runs from base 1 to 1542 and encodes 513 amino acids. The record is from RefSeq and is a predicted model, not a curated record. Gene Ontology annotation, molecular function: heme binding; monooxygenase activity; iron ion binding. The transcript has 3 exons. NCBI's taxonomy places the organism in Eukaryota, Fungi, Ascomycota, Dothideomycetes, Acrospermales, Acrospermaceae.